GUAAAAGUAAGGUGCAGUCGGUGUGUAUCCAAGCGACCCUAGCAGAAGAAAAAAAGGUUUUUACAAAACUUUUCCUUGUUGUGAAAACUUGUCUGCAUUUGACGUUUGAGUUGCGCGGGACGCGAGGCCUUGUCGUCUGCGGUUUAUAUUUCGUCGCGAGCCAAUCGUUUUUGUUCAAGAUUCAGUGAAGAUAUUCGUUGGCGGUGUUGUUGUUUUCCUCGUUGAUAAAUUUCUCGUUAUAUCGGUGGAGAUUGGAGAGCACAAAAGAUACGCAAUACAUCGGAAAAGUUUUCGACUGCAGUGGACGUGUGGCCACUAGAGUAUACAUAGACCGAAACGAAGAAUAUCAGCCAAAGUUUUGUUUUUGUUCCGUCUGGAUUUAUUCGAUUCGUUUUCCAUCACCCUAUUCGGCGAAUAGCGGAGGGAAGAAAUGGCUGGGGAGAAAAGUAAUGGCUGUGCUACCAAUAUUCCGUACAGUAAAUCUGGAGAUCGCUCCCAAGACGAGAUACUGCUGCAGCCAUUCACCUACCUGCUACAAGUGCAGGGAAAGCAGAUUCGGGUGAAACUCUCGUUGGCUUUCGACUACUGGCUGCACAUCAACCCAGAAAAACUAAAUAUCAUCAACAAUGUUGUUCAAAUGUUGCACAAUGCUAGUCUUUUAGUUGAUGAUAUUGAAGAUAACUCCAUUCUCAGGAGAGGUAUUCCAGUGGCCCAUUCAAUAUAUGGAGUGGCCUCCACCAUCAAUUCCGCCAACUAUGUCUACUUUUUAGGAUUGGAGAAAGUAUUGGGUUUGAAUCAUCCUCAAGCCACUGAAGUCUUUUGUGAACAACUGCUGGAGCUUCAUCGGGGACAGGGAAUGGAGAUAUACUGGAGAGAUAGUUAUGUCUGUCCAACUGAAGAAGAGUACAGACUUAUGAUUGUUCGAAAAACUGGAGGACUGUUUGGUUUAGCUGUUCGUCUAAUGCAACUCUUUAGUACAACUACAAUUGAUAUGAAUCCACUUAUGGCCAUACUAGGACUAUACUUUCAAAUAAGAGAUGACUAUGCAAACUUGAACUUAAAAGAGUACGCGGAAAACAAAAGCUUUUGCGAAGAUUUGACCGAGGGCAAAUUUUCUUUCCCCGUCAUUCACGCCAUUCGGAGCCGUCCCGACGAUCAACAGAUCAUCAACAUCCUGAGGCAACGCACCAAAGACAUGGACGUCAAGCGCUACUGCGUGUCCCUGUUGGAGAAGUUUGGUUCGUUUGAAUACACGCGCCAGACACUCAUCCAGUUGGAUCUGGACGCCCGACGGGAGAUUGAAAAGUUGGGCGGCAAUCCAAUCUUGGAGCGCGUGCUGGACGAGUUGAAAAACUGGUGAGACUGUUGGGACAGCAUCAAGUCGACGGAAUGCCGACCCCAUAUAGCCUCUGGCAUCUAUUCCAAAAACCAACCACAACUCUUUUAAAAAAUAUUUAUCAGUGCACGUUAAAAAUACAUCUGUAGUAGAAAGAACUCGUCGCGCUGCGAAAGGGGUUAGACGAGGCCAAGUCACAUACGACUGUUGUAUUUUUCGCUCUUGAGCCAUUAGUUCGUUAUUUUCAUGACACAUUCUUCUCUGGUCGUGUAAUUUCAAAUCCGUGUUCUUUUCACACAAGAUUCCUCAAUGUCUAUGCUGACUCCGUUAUUUCCAUCCUUGUUAUUAUUACUUAAUUUCGCCAAUUACGUAAUGGACGAUGUGGCCGUGCGUUGUCGCGGAUUCUUAUCUACGAAUUUGUAUCUUUGUUUGGAAAUCAACAACAAAAACGUUGAUGCAUGUAAAAAUAGAUCUCGAGUGCUAAAGA
Daphnia pulicaria is the source of this 1823-nucleotide messenger RNA. RefSeq names its product geranylgeranyl pyrophosphate synthase-like. Gene Ontology annotation, molecular function: prenyltransferase activity. The transcript is spliced from 7 exons. The record is from RefSeq and is a predicted model, not a curated record. Bases 431 to 1360 code for a protein of 309 amino acids. Gene Ontology annotation, biological process: isoprenoid biosynthetic process. NCBI's taxonomy places the organism in Eukaryota, Metazoa, Arthropoda, Branchiopoda, Diplostraca, Daphniidae.